This is a messenger RNA of Oppia nitens, 573 nucleotides long. RefSeq names its product probable serine/threonine-protein kinase clkA. Bases 1 to 573 code for a protein of 190 amino acids. Lineage: Eukaryota; Metazoa; Arthropoda; Arachnida; Sarcoptiformes; Oppiidae. Gene Ontology annotation, cellular component: chitin-based extracellular matrix. The transcript has 2 exons. The record is from RefSeq and is a predicted model, not a curated record. Gene Ontology annotation, molecular function: structural constituent of chitin-based larval cuticle.
AUGUUGUCAAAAUGUUUGUGUCUCUUAGCUGUUAUUGUGGCCAUCAGUGGCACCCACUAUGACGGCGGAUACUCGACAUCGCACCGACAACAAGACAAUCAUGGAAAUUACAAGUUUGGCUAUAAUAUAAAGGACAAGGAGGGCGGCGAAAAUUCACGAGAGGAAAAGGGUGGUCCACACGGAGGUGUUGUCGGAUCAUACAGUCUGUAUACUCCUAAGGGUGGCAAACGUACUGUUCACUAUGUGGCCGAUAAACAAGGAUUUCGAGCACAUGUCGAUACCAAUGAGCCGGGAACUGGUCAUCAGGACGCCGCCGAUGCCAUCUAUAACGGUGUAGACAACACUCACGGCUAUAAUAACGGCAAUCAACAUACAUACAAUCAACAUCAGAGCCAUAAUGAUUACAACAACAAUAAUAAUAAUAACAAUUUUAAUGGUUAUAGUGCUCAGGCAUACCUUGGAAAUGGUAACAAUAAUUAUAAUGGCCAGGGUAGAAACUUGAACAAUAACAACAACAACAAUAAUAAUAAUAAUAAUAACUAUGAUGGCCAAGGACCUUUGAUCAACUUCUAA